Molecule: messenger RNA, 321 nt
Organism: Brassica napus (rape)
Lineage: Eukaryota; Viridiplantae; Streptophyta; Magnoliopsida; Brassicales; Brassicaceae
Exons: 1
Coding region: 1-321 (106 amino acids)
Source: RefSeq, a predicted model, not a curated record
AUGGGUUACGAGGAGGAAUUGGUGGAGAGCCACGCGGUUCGAUUCGUCUCUCCCCCGGAAAGCCCUGAUACCGUUGAUUCAGAGGAGGAUCGUACGGCUCCUGUUGAUUCGAUUCCUUUGGAGAAAUCGGCUACUCUCUUGCCAUCAUCUUCAAGAUUGGAGUCUCCGGCGAAGAAGCUUAAGAUUCCUUUGAGUGAUGUUGUGAAGGCCAUUGUUCUGAACUCGAGGAGCACAGAUGAGGAAGAUAGAGAGAUUGAGAAGAAGAAGAAGAAGACGAGCUGCGUGCAGAUCCUCAUCAAUAAGGGAUUCAAUUUCCCUUGA